UGCAUGUUUCGUGCAGUCGUGGGUCUAGUUCCCUAGAUGGUCAGGAUGGAGGCGUGGUUACCAAAUGAAGCCCUAUUGGGCCGGAAUCUAGCCCAUCGCCGGUGUACGCUUCACGGUCGGGCAUGGGGCGGUAUUGGGUUCUGAGUCAGACCUUCUUCACCCUAGCCUCCGACUCCAAACAAGGACGCACGCGCCUUCCUUCCCCUCUCUUCUACCUUGUGCUCCUCAAACCAAGCCCAAACCCUCCCUCGACCGCGGCGGCGACACGAUGGUGCUCGAGGCGACGAUGAUCUGCAUAGACAACUCGGAGUGGAUGCGGAACGGCGACUACGCGCCGUCGCGGUUCCAGGCGCAGGCCGACGCCGUCAACCUCAUCUGCGGCGCCAAGACCCAGUCGAACCCAGAGAACACGGUAGGCAUCAUGACGAUGGCCGGCAAGGGCGUGCGCGUGCUCGUCACGCCCACUAGCGACCUCGGGAAGAUCCUCGCCUGUAUGCACGGGUUGGAAGUUGGUGCUGAAGCAAACUUGGCUGCGGCGAUCCAGGUUGCUCAGCUGGCGCUAAAGCAUCGCCAGAACAAGAGGCAACAGCAGAGGAUUAUAGCUUUUAUUGGAAGUCCUGUGAAAUAUGACAAGAAAGUUUUGGAGACAAUCGGGAAGAAGCUGAAGAAAAACAAUGUUGCUCUUGACAUUGUUGACUUCGGUGAAUCUGAUGACGAAAAGCCUGAGAAACUGGAAGCACUGAUCGCUGCUGUCAACAGCAGUGAUAGCAGUCACAUUGUUCAUUCCCCUCCUGGUGAAAAUGCCCUUUCUGAUGUCCUUCUAAGCACUCCUAUAUUUACGGGUGAAGAAGGUGGAAGUGGUUUUGCUGCAUCUGCAGCAGCUGCUGCAGCUACUGGAGCAUCUGGGUUUGAAUUUGGUGUGGACCCAAAUGUGGAUCCUGAGUUGGCACUUGCCCUGCGGUUAUCUAUGGAAGAAGAGCGAGCAAGGCAAGAGACUAUUGCAAAAAAGACCACAGAAGAUUCUUCUAAUACUGAAAAUAAGGACCAUGCCUCAAGCUCAAACCGCGAUUCUGUUAUGGCCGAAGCAGAACCUGCCACAAAUUCUUCUGCCGAUGACAAGAAAGAGCAGCCAAAGGAUGAUGACGAUCUACUACAGCAGGCACUUGCAAUGUCAAUGGAGGGCGGUGCUUCAGGAUCUGCAGCUGUGGCUGAUGCUGCUAUGGCAGAAGCUGGUGCAGUUGACUUGGACUUGGCAUUAGCUCUUCAAAUGUCUGUCCAGGAUGCCAACAUGUCUGGUGAGUCUGAUAUGAGUAAGGUGUUUGAAGAUAGAUCGUUUGUUACAUCUAUCCUUAAUUCGCUUCCCGGUGUUGAUCCCAAUGAUCCAUCUGUUAAAGAUUUGCUGGCUUCAUUGCAUGGCCAGGCAGAGCAAGUGAAGAAGGAAGACAAGUCGGACAAACCAGAAGAUGAGAAGAACUAAUGUAGCCAUUUUCUUGCUUCCCUACUUUGCAGGUGCACAAAGCAAUUGAAGAUUUGGCUGCAUUUACUCUGUCGGUCGUGGAAAUUUACUUAUCCUUGUGUAAUUGUGCUUUGACCAUAACUUAAUGCUGAGAGAAUUUGUAUUAUGACUGCUACAAACUUCUCUCCAUAUAUGUUCAAGAGAUUUAGUAUUGCAAGCUCA
This is a messenger RNA of Phragmites australis (common reed), 1678 nucleotides long. RefSeq names its product 26S proteasome non-ATPase regulatory subunit 4 homolog. Gene Ontology annotation, molecular function: polyubiquitin modification-dependent protein binding. Gene Ontology annotation, cellular component: cytosol; proteasome regulatory particle, base subcomplex; nucleus. Lineage: Eukaryota; Viridiplantae; Streptophyta; Magnoliopsida; Poales; Poaceae. The transcript has 11 exons. The record is from RefSeq and is a predicted model, not a curated record. Gene Ontology annotation, biological process: proteasome-mediated ubiquitin-dependent protein catabolic process. Bases 269 to 1477 code for a protein of 402 amino acids.